Rhincodon typus (whale shark) is the source of this 739-nucleotide messenger RNA. Its product is annotated as exocyst complex component 3-like protein. The coding region runs from base 104 to 739 and encodes 211 amino acids. The transcript has 6 exons. Gene Ontology annotation, biological process: exocytosis; exocyst localization. NCBI's taxonomy places the organism in Eukaryota, Metazoa, Chordata, Chondrichthyes, Orectolobiformes, Rhincodontidae. Gene Ontology annotation, cellular component: exocyst. Gene Ontology annotation, molecular function: SNARE binding. The record is from RefSeq and is a predicted model, not a curated record.
AACUGGAUGAAAAAUUCUUUGGAGGAAGAGAAGACAAAAAUGCUUAAGUUUGAAACACAAGACCCAGAAUUAAUGAUGGGUUGUUACCAUUCUAAUAUGGCCUAUGAUAUCACUCAGCUAUCAUGAUCUAAUAAUGUGCAAGCCAAAUGUAGUACCAGUUUUGAUGGUAGGCCUCAUCACCUGCAUUGAUUUGAGAGAAAAUGUAAAGAAACUGAAGCAGGACAAUGAUGUACAUGCCAACAAAAUAGAAAAGACAUUAAACAGUGUUGUAAAACAACUCAAUAACAGUAUCUCAAAUGAAAUUUUGCUUCGGGUGAAGCUUUGUUUUAAGAAACUCAUGACAAAGAAGUGGCUAUCCAAUAGUGAGGAUUUUAAUCAGAUAAUAAGCAUUGCUGAAAAGUAUUGUGAAGAGUUCAAGAAGAUGAAACCAGCCAAUUACCAGGUUUUGAUAUCUGGCAUCCACUAUCGGUUUGUUAAAGAGUACCUAGCACAAAUCAUGAAACAACGCUUUAACUGCAAAUCAUCUGAAGAGCGUGACAGAGCAGCAAGUAAGAUCAGGGAAGAAUUGGGGACAAUAAAUAAGAUGUAUGGAGAACUCGUAAGUAAUGUAAAUUUUUUUGUUUUGUUGAAUAUGUGCUGCAAACACUGGCUUAACUUCGGCUUAAUUUCCCCUGUGAGCCAAAACCUCUUCAAGCAUUAUUCACCAACUACUAUGGUUUACACCUCUGAGCCUUUGUGA